This is a messenger RNA of Symphalangus syndactylus (siamang), 1227 nucleotides long. Its product is annotated as keratin-associated protein 10-9-like. Gene Ontology annotation, cellular component: keratin filament. NCBI's taxonomy places the organism in Eukaryota, Metazoa, Chordata, Mammalia, Primates, Hylobatidae. The record is from RefSeq and is a predicted model, not a curated record.
AUGUCUGUCUGCUCCAGUGAUGUGGGCUGUGUCAGCCGAGUCUCCUCCCCCAGCACCUGCACUGGCUCCUCCUGGCAGGUGGACAAUUGCCAGGAAAGCUGCUGCGAGCCCCACUCCUGUGCCUCCAGCUGCUGUACCCCUAGCUGCUGUGCCCCAGCCCCCUGCCUGGCCCUGGUCUGUGCCCCAGUGAGCUGUGAGCCCAGUCCCUGCCAAUCAGGCUGCACCAACUCCUGCACACCUUCAUGCUGCCAGCAGUCUAGCUGCCAGCCGGCUUGCUGCACCUCCUCCCCAUGCCAACAGGCCUGCUGUGUGCCUGUGUGCUGCAAGUCCAUCUGCUGCAAGCCGGUGUGCUGCGUGUCCGUGUGCCCUGGAGCUUCCUCCCCAUGCUGCCAGCAGUCUAGCUGCCAGUCAGCUUGCUGCACCUUCUCCCCACGCCAACAGGCCUGCUGUGUGCCCAUCUGCUGCAAGCCCAUCUGCUGUGUGCCUGUCUGCUCUGGGGCUUCCUCUCUGUGCUGCCAGAAGUCUAGCUGCGUAAGCUGUGUGUCCAGCCCCUGCUGCCAGGCGGCCUGUGAGCCCAGCCCCUGCCAAUCAGGCUGCACCAGCUCCUGCACGCCCUCGUGCUGCCAGCAGUCUAGCUGCCAGCCAGCUUGCUGCACCUCCUCCCCCUGCCAGCAGGCCUGCUGUGUGUCCAUCUGCUGCAAGCCCGUGUGCCGUGUGCCCGUCUGCUGUGGGGCUUCUUCAUGCUGCCAACAGUCUAGCUACCAGCCAGUUUGCUGUGCCUCUUCCUCCUGCCAGCAGGCCUGCUGUGUGCCUGUCUGCUACAAGCCUGUGUGCUGUGCGCCCACCUGCUCUGAGGAUUCCUCUUCAUGCUGCCAACAGUCUAGCUGCCAGCCAGCUUGCUGCAUCUCCUCCCCCUGCCAGCAGUCCUGCCGUGUGCCCGUCUGCUGCAAGCCUGUCUGUUGUGUGCCUGUCUGCUCUGGGGCUUCCUCUCUGUGCUGCCAGCAGUCUAGCUGCCAGCCGGCUUGCCGCACCACCUCCUGCUGCAGACCCUCCUCCUCUGUGUCCCUCCUCUGCUGCCCUGUGUGCAGGCCCGCCUGCUGCGUGCCCGUCUCCUCCUGCCAGCCCAGCUAUUGCCGCCAGGCCUCCUGUGUGUCCCUUCUCUGCCGCCCUGUGUGCUCCCGCCCGGCCUGCUACAGCUUCUCCUCAGGCCAGAAGUCCAGCUGCUGA